Callithrix jacchus (white-tufted-ear marmoset) is the source of this 10017-nucleotide messenger RNA. The record is from RefSeq and is a predicted model, not a curated record. Lineage: Eukaryota; Metazoa; Chordata; Mammalia; Primates; Cebidae.
ACAGUGAAAUCAGGCUCUUUCUAGGAAAAACAAGCCCUCUUUUGCAUUUGUUUAUGGUAUUUUAACUAAGUGUUAAUUGUUCAUCCUUCAAGAUAAGGCAAGUAAUUCUUUGUGUACUUUUAUCCGUUUCCACGUCGUCUUGAAUCACAUUUUUCUCUGCAGAUAGCAGGAACAUUGUCUCGAAGAAUCCAGGACAUCUGAUUCUGAAAUCUCCAAUGUAAACCACACUUCCCCUCCUAGUAUAUAACCAAUCAAUUCUUCAAGCUUUUCAAAUUUACCGAGUCCCCUUCAAAUACCACAGAGAAGUGGAAGCUGGGGUCUGAGACAAAAAGGUUAAAGCAGCUACAUCUUGUCAUAAUUUUACUUUAAGUUCUUUCUUUAAAAGUUCUGCUCAUUUAAAUUCUUCUCCAAGGAGAGAAAAAGUAAGUUACACUGACACUCCAAAAGGGAAAUGCUCCUCUCAGAUGGGGAUCCUCGCCCACGGCAGCAACCUGUGCACCCCGGGGAUAGAACUCCUACAAAUCCACUAGGCUAGGCUUCCUUAAGGGUCAGCCCCGGUUGUAUGCUGGGGUCAACCCGAACAGAUCAGAGCUCAAGGCUUCUGAGGCUCUUUCUGCUCAGAACUGUAUUUCCCAGCGGCCACCGCACCGAUCCACUUCCGGUCUCCAGGGGUUGACGACAUAGUGCGGUAAGAUCUUCACGUUCGAGGAAGAGAGCGGUGGCUUCGGGAGGUCACUGCCGACUGGGGCUUGAAUCUGACCCACCCGACAGUGCGGGUGGGCAAGAGAGGCGCUCAGAGUAGGAAUCCCGGGGUGCAGACGGGACCUGCAGGAUCGCCUGGCAUGCAUGUGCGCGGGCAUCAGAAGAGGGGGAUUGUGCGAUCAUGAGUGACGGAGGGGACCGUUCGUAUUAUUCAAAAGAAGGACCUGAAGGAUGAGAGCAUUGUUGUUGCACACCUAAAAGUCAAGGGGAUCAGUGACAUUCAGGGAUGUGGCCAUCGACUUCUCUCAGGAGGAGUGGGAGUGCCUGCAGCCUGCUCAGAGGACCUUGUACAGGGAUGUGAUGCUGGAGAACUACAGCCACCUGAUCUCACUGGAGACUUGAAUACUGAGACCAGCUUGGCCAUAGAGACCCCACCUGGGUGGCACUGAAGGCAUUAAGAAGCAGACACCCAGGCAGAACAGCAAAGUGGGACUAUUCGGGGGGCCCACAGCCUUCCGAGCUGAAAGCCUCAAAGGGCUGACAGCAUUCUGGGCAUAAGGGCCUCCAGCAGACUCUGACCACAUGUCUCUGAACAGGAAGUUCCAUUUCUAAGCCAGAUGUGAUUACCUUACUAGAGCAAGAGAAAGAACCCUGGAUGGUUAUAAGGAAAGAAACAAACAGAUGGUAUCCAGAUUUGGAGUCAAAAUAUGGACCUGAGAAAGUAUCUUCAGAAAAUGUUAUCUCUGAAGUAAAUUUACCCAAACAGAUUACAAAGCAAAUAAGUAAAACUGUUGGCCUUGAGGCCUUUUAUUUUAGAAAUGACUCAGAAUAUAGAAGGUUUGAGGGACUACAAGGAUAUCAGGAAGGAUAUAUCAAUCAGAAGUUGAUCAGCUAUGAAAAACUGCCUACUUAUGCUCCUCAUGCUUCUCUUAUUCACAAUACACAUAAACCUUAUGAAUGCAAGGAAUGUGGAAAAUACUUUAGUCGUGGUUCAAAUCUUACUCAGCAUCAGAGUAUUCAUACUGGGGAGAAACCCUUUGCAUGUAAAGAAUGUGGGAAAGCCUUUCGACUUCACAUACAAUUUACUCGACAUCAGAAAUUUCAUACUGGUGAGAAACCUUUUGAAUGUAAGGAAUGUGGAAAGGCCUUUAGUCUUCUCACCCUGCUUAAUCGCCAUAAGAAUAUUCACACAGGUGAGAAACUGUUUGAAUGUAAGGAAUGUGGUAAGUCCUUCAAUCGUGGUUCAAAUCUUGUUCAACAUCAGAGUAUUCAUGCUGGUGUAAAACCGUAUGAAUGUAAGGAGUGUGGGAAAGGCUUUAAUCGUGGUGCACACCUUAUUCAGCAUCAGAAGAUUCAUUCCAAUGAGAAACCCUUUGUAUGUAAGGAAUGUGCGAUGGCCUUUCGAUAUCAGUACCAACUUAUUGAACAUUGCCAAAUUCAUACAGGUGAGAAACCCUUUGAAUGUAAGGAAUGUGGAAAGGCCUUUACUCUUCUGACAAAGCUUGUUCGACAUCAGAAGAUUCACACUGGUGAGAAGCCCUUUAAAUGCAGGGAAUGUGGAAAGGCCUUUAGUCUUCUCAACCAGCUAAAUCGCCAUAAGAACAUUCACACAGGUGAAAAACCAUUUGAAUGUAAGGAAUGUGGGAAGGCUUUUAAUCGUAGCUCAAACCUUAUUCAACAUCAGAGUAUUCAUGCUGGUGUAAAACCAUAUGAAUGUAAGGAGUGUGGGAAAGGCUUUAAUCGUGGUGCACAUCUUAUUCAGCAUCAGAAAAUUCAUUCUGAUGAGAAACCUUUUGUAUGUAGGGAAUGUGAGAUGGCCUUUAGAUAUCAUUGCCAACUGAUUGAACAUUCUCGAAUUCAUACUGGUGACAAGCCAUUUGAAUGUAAAGACUGUGGGAAGGCCUUCAAUCGUGGCUCGAGCCUUGUUCAACAUCAGAGUAUUCACACAGGUGAGAAGCCCUAUAAAUGUAAGGAGUGUGGGAAGGCUUUUAGACUUCACCUACAACUUUCUCAACAUCAGAAAACGCAUACAGGUGAGAAACCCUUUGAAUGUAAGGAAUGUGGGAAAUUCUUUCGUCGUGGUUCAAAUCUUAAUCAACAUCGAAGUAUUCAUACUGGAAAGAAACCCUUUGAAUGUCAGAAAUGUGGGAAAGCCUUUCGACUUCAUAUGCACCUUAUUCGACAUCAGAAAUUGCAUACUGGUGAGAAACCCUUUGAAUGUAAGGAGUGUGGGAAAGCUUUUAGACUUCAUAUGCAACUUAUUCGACAUCAGAAAUUUCAUACUGGUGAGAAACCCUUUGAACGUAAGGAAUGUGGAAAGGUUUUUAGUCUUCCCACGCAGCUUAAUCACCAUAAGAACAUUCAUACAGGUGAGAAGCCAUCUUGAAUGUAAGGAAUGUGGGAAGUCCUUUAAUUGUGUCUCAAACCGUGUUCAACAUCAGAGUAUGUAUGCGGGUAUAAAACCAUGUGAAUGUAAGGAGUGUGGGAAAGGCUUCAAUUGUGGUUCAAACCUUAUUCAGCAUCAGAAAAUUCAUUCUAGUGAGAAACUCUUUGUAUGUAAGGUGUGGAGGAAGAUCUUUAGAUAUCAUUACCAACUUAUUGAACAUUACCAAAUUCAUACUGGUGGAAAACCCUUUGAAUGUAAAGAAUGUGGAAAAACCUUUAGUUUUCUGACACAGCUUGCUUGACCUCAGGUCAUUCAUACUGGUGAGAAGCCAUUUGAAUCUGAGGAAUAUGGGAAGGCCUUUAGUAGUGGUUCACACUUUGUUCAAAAAUCAGAGUAUCCAUACUAGUGAGAAACUCUAUGAAUGUAAGGAGUGUGGGAAAACUUUUAGAUUUAGUAUUGUCUUCACUGCACAUCAGAGAAUUCAUAACAGUAUGAAACCCUUUGAAUUUAAGGAAUGUGGGAAGACCUUUAGUUGUAACUCAAAGCUUGUUCAACUUGUUAAAAUUCAUACUGGUGAGAAACUGUAUAAGGAAUGUGAGAAAGCAUAUGCUGUGGAUGAUCAGCUUACUCAACAUUAGAAAAUUCAUAAUAGAAAUUUUAUGAAUAUCAGGAAUGUUGACAAGCCUUUACUGUGUAUGAAAAAUUUACUCAACACCAGAGAACUCAUAUGGAUGUGAAAUCCUGUGAACAUAAAAGAAUGUGGAGAACUUUCAUCAUGGCCUGGGAUUUGCUUAACAUCAGAGUAUUCAUACUGCUGAGAAAUCCUUUGAGUGUAAGGAAUGUGGGGUGUUUUAUAGCAACUCUAAAUUCAGUAGAGUUCAGAGAAGAUAAUUCUUGUGAGAAAUUCUUUGAAUGAGGAAUAUAGGGUAGUUGUUAUGUUCACAGUAUACUCCCUAUGUAAAUGCUUUACCAGAUACAGGCAUACCUUGCUUAAUUGUGCACAGUUACUGUGUUUUAUGCAAUUUGAAGGUUUGUGGCAACCCCGCAGUGAGUAAGAUGAUCAGAGUCAUUUUCCAAACAUCAUGUGUCCAUUUUGUGUCUUUAUGUCAUGUUUCGGUAAUUCUCAGAAUAUUUCAAACUUUUUCAUUGUUAUAUGUCCAUCAUGGUGAUCAAUGACUAGUGAUUUUUGAUGUUACUAUUGUAAUUGCUUUGGGAUACCACAAAUAUUGCCCAUAAAAGAUGGUGAACCUAGUGGAUACUUGUUGUGGGUUUUGAAAAAAUAGUGAAAUAUACAAUCAUAUACCCCCACCUAGAUACAAAAUUUUUAACAAUUUGCCACGUUUAUUUUUUGUGUAUUUGUUGUGCCAUAGAGAAUAAGUUUUAGACUUCAUGACAUUUUACCCCUUAUUUAAUCAGCAUGGGUAUCACCCAAACAUAAAGACAAUAUCAUAUAGCCAUAAUACCAUAAUUACCCUUAAGGAAAGUAUUCAUGAUUCUGUAAUAUCAUUCCAUUUUCAAAUUUCUUCAUUGGUCCCCAAACCAUCUCUUAUGGCUAUUCAUAUUUAAAGGAGAAUCCAUUGCAGAUUCUGAAUUGCAUUUGGUUAUCUCUCUUCAGUAUAUUGUAGCCUGGAAACCCUAUAAAUGUAAGAUCUCAUAUUUUGGUAGGUAUUAGAAUCACCUAUGGAACUUAGUAAAACUACAGAGGCUUAAGCCCUAGCUUAUGAGCCUGGGCCUCUGUUGUUUUUUUUUUUAAUUUCUCCAGGUGAUUCUGAUACCAACCAGAGUUAGAGAGCCACUGGUCUAGAACAUUUCUCCUCACUCUUAAAAAAUGACAUUAAAUUUUGACUAGCCCAGGAAAGUUGUCUGCUAUAUGUUUAGAUUUCUUUCUUUAUAGUGUCGUUUAGCCUUGUUCUCUUCGUUGUAUAUUCUGUACAAGAGAAUUUGAGCCCAGAGGCUCUGUUAGGUCUAGAUUAAACAUUUUGGGGAAGAAUACUUUGUAGGUUAUUUGUAUGUCAUGUUUUAUUGUCAGAAAACAUUUAAGUACAGGUCCUUGCAUUAGUGAAACUAAGUUUGAUCAUUUGGGUAAGCUGGUAGCUACCAUGUUAAGUAAUCUAUGGAGAGAUUUCGUCACCCCUGAAAAAUUAUAGUCAUGUGUAUUUUAUCCCUGGAUUGAAUACAAAAUGAAAAUAGAAUAGACUAUUGAGAAAUGAAUGCCAUGAAGGUAUCAACAUAAUUCAACUUGUGUGAUAUGGCUGACACUGUACUCAGUACAAAAUUAGCACCCUCUAUCUAGUUUAUGCAGGGAGCCAAGGUUGUUUUGUCUGGAACCUUGUUUUUGUUCCGCAUUUAUCACCAGCACCUAUACCAUGUCUGGUACAUGAGCUAUUGAUAAACUUCGAAAAAAAAUUAGCGCUUAAAUCAAGCUAUAAAAUGUGAUACCAUUGUGGGAUCAUGAAUUAUAUUAAUUUUUUUAAAGAUCAAUAAUAAUCCUUUAUGAUUUUAUUCCAGUAUAUUUAAAAAUCUAUAAAGUGAUAAUUUAUAUUGAUAGCUUUCUUCUUUUUGUGAAUAUACCCUUAUCAGAUUAUUAUUGCUUUGAUAGGCAAUUCUAUUUCUUAACAUUUAAUUGCAUCUAUAAUCAUAAGUAAAGGUAUAAUUUUCUAAAUAUUUUUCAGGUUUUGUUAUUGCAAUGAUUUUAUAAAUCUUAUAAAACACAGUUAUAUAAAACUUGGCUUUCUAGUCUCAUGUUCCUAUUUUUUUAUUUCCAGUUUCAUCUUUUUCGUAUUGAUUCUCUUGGACUUUUUUUUUUUUUUUUAACUCAACAGAUUCCCUGGUAUUAACCCAGCACAACUCCUUUAUGGGUCAUUGCACGUCCUGGCAGUGUCAUUAAGGAUUGUCAUGAAAGAUCCCUGGAGGCCUUGCAAUGAAACUCUAUUAUCAUGCAAUCUUGGCAUUUCUAAGUUGGAAGUCAGAGUCCCUUUACAAACAUAAUAAAACAUUUCAAAGUAUUUGCUAAAGUUACAAACCAAGUAUGUACAAAUUUAAAAAUCACCUAUACUUUUAAAAGCAGAAAAGUCGCCCAUAGAAUAUUUCCUUGCUUACAAGCUCAGUGAAUGUACUGAAUUCACUUACAAAAAGAAUUUUCUCAAAUUUAGUUGCCUUUCAAAAAAAUUCUUAUUUCUUUUAUUUGUAAUUUUUUGACAUUGUUGCUGCUUCAAGCUUUUGGUAAUUGUACAGUAUGGUCUUUAUUAUGGUAUUAACAUUUUUACUUGUCCUGAAAGAAGGGAAUACAAUCAAAGAAACAGAAGGUUGCUGAACUCGAACCACAUUAUGAUAUCAAGAUGACCCAGAGCCAUGGUUACUAAGCUGUUUAAAUUUUUAGUAACAGAGGUGUAUUAGAAAGUGAUAGGUCAAUUAGAUAAUUUUUUGGUUAAAUUUAAUGAUAUAAUCCCCUUAAAUUAUGCUUAGUCAGCAGUAUUUAAUCUAUUGUCUAUUAUACAUCUAACUGGUCUGUUACCUUUCUUAUAUAUUUAUGUCUUACUUAUAAAUAUCUUAUUAGAGUAACUCAUUUUUAAAACAAUAUAUUUCAUCUCCUAGGAGAAGAGGAUUGAGUAUGUGUUUUUAUUUUUUCAUCUGACAUUUGGGUAUUUUAUCAUUUUGAAAUGCUAUUGAAUAUUCCAUUGAUUUAGUCUGUGGUCUGACCUUCACUCCCUAGCAAUGAUUUUUAUUUGGACCUUCUUUUACCUGAUUCAUAUCAGUUAGGAGUAGCCAUUAGUAUGGAUACAUUUUUCCGAUUCCUAGUAUACUGCCCUUUCCAAAAGUGUCUGGCUUGCUCAAAGUUUUCUAUAUUUGUUCCAUUCCACUUUUACAGAUGAAUACAAAUAGCUAACUAUUCCUUCUAAACAAACAUAAAGUUGGUGGAAAAAAGGCAUAUAAACAGCUCUUUCUCACCUACUACCAACAGUAAAUUAAACAUUUUUAACUGCAGCCUCCUUUUGUAAAAUUUAUAGCCAUUUAUCUUUUGAGUAUGACAUGAUACUAGAUGUAUGAUAAUUCUAUAUUUCAUGUGUCAGUAUUAACAUGAUUUUUAACGGACUUGUUCCAAUGAACUUUUAUACAGAUGGUCCCCAACUUAACAAUGUAGACUAACAAUUUCUCACUUUAUGAUGGUGCAAAAGUGACAUGUUAUAGUUUGAAUAUUUGUCCCCUCCAAAUCUCAUGUUGAAGUUUGAUCCCAGUAAUGGGAGGUGUUUGGGUCAUAGUAGAAGAUCCCUCAUGAAUAAAUUAAUAAACAAAUGAGGCUAGGAAUUUUGCCUCUUCAACUGAGAGUUGGUGGGGAUAAUGUGAACCAGCGUUCUGUUUUUCUGUUGUGAAACCUCUGCCUUACAAGUAUGUGUGUGUGUGUGUGUGUGUGUGUAUGUGUGUGUGUGUGUAUUUUCACAGCAAUAAAGGAAAAUACAAUGUCUUAUCAAAUAAAGAAUAUCAAUAAAGGAAAUCAUAAAAGGAACCAAAUAUAAAUUCUGAGUUGAAGAAUAUAAUAAUCAAAAUUUAAAAAUAUCAUUAGGAGGUCUAAAUAAGUUUCAGCUGGCAGAAGAAUUAGAAAAUUAUGCAACCUCAAUUCCAUCUUCCCACUAGAAAAUAGCGUAAGAAAAUAAAAUGAAGACAUAAAAUGAGAAAAUAGAUCAAAGAAAAAUGAACAGAGGCUGGAUGCAGUGGCUCAUGCCUGUAAUCCUGGCACUUUGGGAGGCUGAGGUGGGCAGAUCACCUGAGGUCAGGAGUUUGAGAACAGCCUGGCCAACAUGGCGAAACCCCACCUCUAUUAAAAGUACAAAAAUUAACCAGGCAUGGUGGCAGAUGCCUUUAAUCUCAGCUACUCAGGAGGUUAUGACAGAAGUGCUUGAACCUGGGAGGUAGAGGUUGCAGUGAGCUGAGAUAAUGUCACUGCACUCCAGCCUGGACAACAAGAGCGAGACUCUGUCUCAAGAAAAAAAAAAAAGAAAAGAAAAAUGAACAGAGCCUCAGAGAAAUGUAGGACACCUUUAAGUGCACCAACAUACAUGAAAUGAGAAUACCAGAAGGUGAGGAGAAAGAGCAGCACAAAAAUACUCAAAGAAAUAAUGGCUAAAAACAUCCACAAUUUGUUGAAUAAACCUUAUACAUGCAAGCAUCUCAACAAAUGUAAGUAGAAUGAAUGCAAACACGUCCACAAACAGACACAUCAUAGUAAAAAUGCUAAAAGUGAAAGAAAAUGUUGAUAGCUAUAAGAGAAAAACUGUGUUACAAGGGUAUCCCAAUAAUUAACAGCAGACUUCUCAUCAGAAACAAUGGAGGGUAUAAAGGCAGUGGGAUGAUAUACUGAAAGUACUCAAAGGACAAAAGCUCUGUCUACCAUGAAUUUUAUUCCUGGUAAUGAUAUCUUUCAAAAAUAAAGGUAAAAUAAAGCUCUUCCUAGAUCUACCAUAUAAGAAAUUGCAAAGAAAGUUACUCAAGCUGAAGCAAGUAAAUCCACAUGAAAUUCCAAAUUUCAUUUUAAAAAAGAAAAAAAUUAAUAUUUUUAAUUAAAGGUAAUUAUAGUUGGGUGCAGUGGCUCAUGCCUGUAAACAAAGCACUUUGGCAGGCCGAGGCAGAAAGACUGCCUAAGGUCGGGAGUUUGAGACCAGCCUGGCCAACAUGGCAGUACCCUGUCUCUACUGAAAAUACAAAAAUUAGCUGGGCAUGGUAACGUGCAUCUGUAGUCCCAGCUACUCAGGAGGCAGAGGAAGCAGAAUUGCUUGAAACUGGAAGGCAGAGGUUACGGUGAAUUGAUAUAGUUCCACUGUACUCUAGCCUGGGUGACAAAGUGAGACUCUAUCCCCAAAACAAAAAAGGUAAUUAUAAAAGGCAGCAUAUGAUGCAAUAUAUUCAUAAUUGUGUUGUGUUGUGUUAUGGGAUGCAGCAAAAGCAGCAUUCAGGUAAUUUUAUAGCUGUUAGUGUUUACGUUUAAAAAGAUAGAAGAUUUCAAGUCAACAACUUAGCUGCUAAGUUGUUAUAAACUAGAAAAGAAGAAACUAAAUUUGAAGUUAGUAGAAGGAAAGAAAAAUAUUAGAGAAUAAAAACAAUGGAGAAAAUUAGUAAAACUAAGCAUUAAUUCUUUGAAAAGUUCAACAAAAUUGUCGAACCAUUAGCUAGUUGAUUAAGAGAGAAAACUGAAAUAACUAGGCUCAGAAAUAAAACAGGAACAUUCCUAUGAAUUGCAUAGUAAUGGAAAGUAUUAUUUGAGUACUUUUAACAGUUGUCUGUCAAUAAAUUGGAUAACUAGACAAAAUGGAAAAAUUCCUAGAAACACACGCAUGACUAAGACAAUCAUGAAGAAAUAGAAAAUCCGAAUAUACCUAUGACCAGUGAGGAGACUGAAUAGUAAUCCAAUACCUCCUAAUGAAGAAAAGCCAAGGACUAGAUGGCAUCAUUGGUAAAGUCUAGCAAAUGAUUUUAGAUCUUUAUUCUUUUCUACCAUUAUAGGCAUUUAAAGCUAGAAAUUUCUCACUAAAAACCUGUUUAGCUGUUUCAAAAACUUUGUUUUUAUUAAAAAUACAUUGUAGGUGAGGUGUGGUGGCUCAUGCCUGUAAUCCUAGCAUUUGGGGAGGCUGAGAUAGGGGCAUUGCUUAAGGCCAGAAGUUUGAGACCAGCCUGGUCAACAUAGCCAGAUCCCAUAUCUGUUUUUAAGAAGUAAAAUUUAAAAAUACAUUAUAAUUUCUCUUAUAAUAUAUUCUUUGAUACAUGGAGUAUUUAGCAAUGUGUUGAAUAAUUUCAAAAUAUUUUUGAAUUUCCCAAAUUUUCUCAGUUUUUUAUUUCUAAUUUAAUUUCAUUGUGGUCAGAGAAUUUACUUAGCAUGACUUACUUUUAAAACUAUUAUGAUUUGCCAUAUGAUCUAGUAUAUUAUUUAGUUUAGAAAU